AUGCUGAGCGUGAAUAAAAAAAAUAUUCUUGUUAAAAUGUUUAUUAAUUAUAAGGAAUAAUGAAGAAAGUUGUGAUUUCAAAAUAGAUAUCGUAAAAAUAGUUACAUCGUGAAAAAAAUCUUGACAAAUUUAAACACGCUACAUUACUAUUUCAAAUAACUUGUAUGGUUUCCUAGAUUGGUGCCUAGAGUAUCUGUUGGUUUAGCCGCGAUUGAAAAUAAAAAAUGUUGCUAAGGCAAUUUAUUUCAUCAAGUAACGCUAUCGAGGAGAUAUAUAUCGUCAAACGAGAAGAUGAUAGUGACAAUGAGGAAAACUCACACGUGGAUAAAUUACUUCCCGAAACGGGAACUGUUCCGGCAUCAAUGACUAUAGCUGUUGAACACGCGGUGCAUAGUACAAUCGAUAUAAAAAGCGAACCCGAAGACGAAAAAAGUGACGCUCAAGUACAACCGAUUGAAAAUGGAAAUGUAAAAUUGGAAGCUCCGGUAGAAUCAUUGAUCGGAGAAUUUAAACCUGAUGUAAACUUAAGAAACCAUCUGGUGUUGAAAAGUGAGGAUGAAGAUGACAUCCCGCUUGCGAUUCGUAUGAGAAGAAAGAAACAUAUGAUAACGAAAUCUGUAGAAAGGAUCAACAGAAUUAAAUGCGACCAGACUAAUAUCUCGGACUCGGAUGAUUCCGACAAUCAUGUUGACGAAUUCGCCAGUAGCGAUUUGGAUAAAAGAUCACGACAGGAUUCGGAUUGUAACAUAUGUGUUCUCAAGUUUUCCACGGGACACGAACUAAGGCGACAUUUACGAAAGAAGCAUUCAGAUAUGCUUCCGUUCCGCUGUGACAAAUGUGCCUCGAAAGAGCUGAAAAGUUUUUGCUCCUUGAAUAAACACUUUGAAAUGCAUGAUCCAGCCAAGCCUAACAAGUGUUACUACUGUGAAGCACGGUUUAGUUCUAAAAUACACCGUACCGCCCAUCAGAGACGCUUCCACAAAGAUGAUCUAGAGAAUGACACUAUACGGAAUGCGAACCGUCGUUUUAUUUGUCGCUACUGCAACAAGAGAUUUGCCGCUAAAUUUAAUUUAGAACGCCACGAACGAAAUCACGAGAUGAAAAUUACCGACGACGAAUCAUUUUUGAACAGGCGCAACAAAUGUUUUUUAUGCGAUUUGAAGCCUUGUGAUACGAAGGAAGCUCUUAAUGAGCACCUAAGCAUCCAUGUGGACAAGCUACCAUAUUCAUGUGACCGAUGUGAAAACACAUCGGUCAUCACAUCAAUUCGUAUGCUGAAUAAGCAUUUGGCUUCGCACGAGGAACCUGAGAAGCCAAUCAAAUGCGUAUAUUGUAAUGAGAGAUUUUAUUCCGUCGUUGCUUGUCAAACACACGAAAGGACGCACGCUCAGGAAAAACAAGCCGAUGAAGUGGCUGUAGCAAAGAUUGAAAGUGAAAGAAUUUCGGCUAAGAUUAUCAUCGUUGACGGGUUGAAACGCUAUGAGUGCGGCUACUGUGGCAAUUCAUAUUCUUUGCUGAGCACUUUACGGAGACACGAAAAUAUCCAUACUGGAAAAAUUCAGUAUAUUUGUAAGAUUUGUGGUAAAAUUUUCAACAAAUCAUCCUGCUUGCUACAGCACGAACGAACACAUCUUCAAAAUGCACCGUACAAAUGUGAAAUUUGUGGUCGAGGAUUUAAGGAAACAAUUAGACUUAUCGAGCACCGUCGUAUUCAUAGUGGAGAACGGCCAUUUACAUGCGAGGUGUGCUUCAGAAGCUUUCGUAUCAAACCACUGUUGAGAGAACAUAGCAUUCAGUGCACUGCACCAGAUAUCAGCAUGGAAUGCAAAUGUCGUUUCUGUGACAGCGUUUUUAGUUGCUAUCGAGAUUUGCAGGAUCAUGUUGUUAGUUCCCAUUCAUCUGUAAUAGAGGAUACCCGGUGUACAUUUUGCGAUAUGUCUUUCAAAAGCGCCAUCAAUUUAGUAGACCAUGAAUACUAUCAUCGUAAUCCGAAUUCCAUCAAGUGUGAUGUGUGUGGUCGAAUCUUCAAGCAACAUUCGAAUUUACGUCGUCACCAGCGACUACACAGUAACGAUGCUAUUCCAUAUCAGUGUGAUCUUUGUGGGAAAAGUUUUUCCCAAAGUGGUGCCCUCAAAGUUCACACACGAAUCCAUUCAGGAGAAAAGCCGUAUAAAUGUGAACUGUGCGAUAAAACAUUCUACCAUAGCUCAACAAUGAACAGACACAAGAGGUCUCACUACAAAGCCAAAAGCAGGUUAUUUUUAUUUGCGGAACAGGGCCGUGUAUCGGAGAAUGAACAACCUGAGAACGUAUCCUCGAGUACCGUUAUUCCAGUGACUCUUAUACACUCACAAAUUGUUACCAACCAUGAUCAACAGUUGGCAGAUGCAAACGCAAUGCUAAAUCUUGAAUCGGUUACGCUUCCCGUUUCCGUGGAGUCACACAAUUUUGUCGGAUCUCAAGUGCCUAACAGCUUACCGGAACACCAACAGCUUUCACUCGGUAGCUUUCAAAUCAACACUGGAAGCGCUUCUACUACUAGUGGUGGUGCUUUGGGGGAAGGAACUUCGCUUUACGUUCUCGAUACGAAGCUAUUGAUACCGCAAACAAUCAUGCAACAUCAGGAUGAUUCAACGGCUGAGGACCUUGAUUUGGGGGAAUCCAUUGGAACUGGCAUGUAGUCAAAGUUGUCCUGGAACUCAGAUUUAGAAGAAGUUCUAAUACAUCUUGUAGAUUUAUUAAUCAGAUUUUUAAUAAAUUUCUACUGGAACCGA
Topomyia yanbarensis is the source of this 2774-nucleotide messenger RNA. Its product is annotated as zinc finger protein 85-like. The record is from RefSeq and is a predicted model, not a curated record. The coding region runs from base 225 to 2681 and encodes 818 amino acids. NCBI's taxonomy places the organism in Eukaryota, Metazoa, Arthropoda, Insecta, Diptera, Culicidae. The transcript has 3 exons.